Molecule: messenger RNA, 1557 nt
Organism: Punica granatum (pomegranate)
Lineage: Eukaryota; Viridiplantae; Streptophyta; Magnoliopsida; Myrtales; Lythraceae
Source: RefSeq, a predicted model, not a curated record
CUCCACACACAAGCCCUCUGCCUCAAGAAACACAACCACAUCUCCCUCUCCUCUCCCUCUCUCUCUCGCAAGAAGUAGAAAAUAUAUUAUCAUCAGCAUCAUAGUUAUAUAUACAUAUCAUGGUUGUUCUGUCUCAGCCGGCUCUAGACCAUUUCUCCCUGAUCAAGACAUGCACUGGCCCUGCUCCAGACGCCGCCUCAGCCGUCUCAGACAUCGAGAUCCCGGAGGUGGACCUCGCGGCAGCUGCCAGAGGGGGACGGGACGACGAGGUUAGGAGACUGGUAAGGGCGUGCGAGGAGCUGGGGUUCUUCAAGGUGGUGAAUCAUGGGGUGGGAACCGAGAUGAUGGGGCGGGUGGAGGCCGAAGCCGAGAGGUUCUUCAAGCUGCCACAGUCGGAAAAGGACACGGCCGGGCCACCCAACCCGCUGGGCUAUGGGAGCAAGAGGAUCGGGCCCAAUGGUGACAUCGGAUGGAUCGAAUAUCUGCUUCUCCACACCAGCCCCGACGUCACCUCCCUUAACUCCCUCGCUGCCUUCCGCGUCGCCCCGAAUGGCCAUACUUUCCGGACGGCUGUCGAAGAAUACGUGAAGGCUGUGAAGGGGUUGGCUUGCGAGGUACUGGAGCUGAUGGCAGAGGGGCUGAACAUCGAGCCGAGGGAUUCCCUUAGCGCGAUGCUGAGGGACAACAAGAGUGACUCAUUGUUCCGCCUCAACCACUACCCUCCAUCGCCACCCGAGCUUCAGCUUCAGCUUCAGCCCUUUCUAGGCGGUCGGAGUCAGCUUCUCGGGUUCGGGGAGCACACGGACCCACAGAUCAUAUCUGUCCUGAGAUCGAACGACACCGCAGGCCUGCAAGUGUGCCUCCGGGACGGGACCACCUGGGUGUCCGUCCCGCCUGACCGCUCCUCCUUCUUCAUCAACGUCGGCGACUCAUUGCAGGUGUUCACAAACGGGAGGUUCAGGAGCGUGAAGCACCGAGUUUUCGCGGACCCUACGAGAUCCCGGGUCUCGAUGAUCUAUUUCGGGGGUCCACCGCUGAGCCAGAAGAUAGCAUCAAUGGAGGGACUAAUGGAGGAAGGGGAGGAGAGCUUGUACAAGGAGUUCACAUGGUGUGAAUACAAGAAGUCAGCAUACAAGUCAAGGUUGGGUGAAUAUAGGCUAGGGCUUUUCGAGAAAGCUGUUGCAGGCCGAUGACGUGGUCAAACUUCACACCCUCCUUGGUCUGGUCAUUUUGCUUCUCCUAAGGCCAAAGGAAAAGGAAAGAAAGAAAGGAAGGGAUAAUUAGCGUUUUUGUCAACGGUGAAAAGUCGGAUACAUACAUAUGGGAAAAAGUUGACGUACUUGCUAUAUAUAUAUAUAUAUAUAUACUCGCAUAUCUAUAGAUAUAUAUUGAAAGAGAGUAGGUUAUUUCUCUUUUUUCUUUUCCUAUCUUUAUUAAACCUUACUAGACUAUGUGUUUAGUCUUUGUUUACUUUUCUUAAUGGUAUCAGUCUAUGUGUAAAAAGCUGUCCCUUCUACCAUCAAUGCGAGUUUAUCCUCAUCCUCGUUAUCCAUGCAA